AUGCCCCUGCUGCCCAGCACCGUGGGCCUGGCCGGCCUGCUCCUCCUCUGGGCAUGUCAAACAGUGGACGGCUUGAUGAUGCCCAAUGCUACUCUGGCUCUGGCCAGACCUGAGGACACAGCCAUGAGGCCCCCGAGUGGCCUGGGGGUGCCCCGGUACCGACGGAAGCGUCACAUCUCCGCCCGGGACAUGAAUGCCUUAUUGGAUUAUCACAACCACAUCCGGGCCAGUGUGCACCCGCCCGCUGCCAACAUGGAGUACAUGGUCUGGGAUGAGCGGCUGGCCAGAUCCGCGGAGGCCUGGGCCUCCCAGUGCAUCUGGGCCCACGGGCCCUCACAGCUGAUGAAGUACGUGGGCCAGAACCUCUCCAUCCAUUCCGGCCGGUUCCGCUCGGUGUUGGAUCUGGUAAAGGCGUGGUCCGAGGAGAAGCGGCACUACUUGUUCCCCGCCCCGAGGGACUGCAACCCGCACUGCCCCUGGCGCUGCAGCGGCCCCGUGUGCUCCCACUACACCCAGAUGGUGUGGGCAUCUUCCAACCGCCUGGGCUGUGCCAUCCACACCUGCAGGAGCAUCAGCGUCUGGGGCAGCACCUGGCACAGGGCUGUGUACCUGGUCUGCAACUACGCCAUUAGGGGCAACUGGCUGGGCGAGGCACCGUACAAGAUGGGGAGGCCAUGUUCUGCCUGCCCCCCCAGUUACCAAGGCAGCUGCAGUAGCAACAUGUGCUUCUCGGGGCUCAAGUCCAACAGGCUCCAGUGGAUCUGA
Lepus europaeus (European hare) is the source of this 765-nucleotide messenger RNA. It is a transcript of the gene R3HDML, whose product is annotated as R3H domain containing like. The transcript is spliced from 5 exons. Bases 1 to 765 code for a protein of 254 amino acids. Lineage: Eukaryota; Metazoa; Chordata; Mammalia; Lagomorpha; Leporidae. The record is from RefSeq and is a predicted model, not a curated record.